CCCGAUCGCUCGACAGAGUAGGAAAGGCCAGCCUCGCCCUGGGUGCCCCCCCCCACAAUGGGCAUACAGCCCCCCAACUUCUCCUGGGUGCUCCCGGGACGGCUGGCCGGGCUGGCGUUGCCGCGGCUGCCCGCGCACUACCAGUUCCUGCUGGACCUGGGCGUGCGACACCUGGUGUCCCUGACGGAGCGCGGACCCCCUCACAGUGACACCUGUCCCGGCCUCACGCUACACCGACUGCGCAUCCCUGACUUUUGCCCGCCGUCCCCGGAACAGAUCGACCAGUUUGUGAAGAUCGUCGACGAGGCCAAUGCCCGGGGCGAGGCUGUCGGGGUGCACUGUGCCCUAGGCUUUGGCCGCACUGGCACCAUGCUGGCCUGCUACCUGGUAAAGGAGAGGGGUUUGGCCGCAGGAGAUGCCAUUGCUGAGAUUCGGCGCCUGCGACCAGGAUCCAUUGAGACGUAUGAACAAGAGAAGGCGGUCUUCCAGUUCUACCAGCGAACAAAAUGAGGGAUUCAGCAGCCUUGCCUUUCCCCCUCCCCCACUCCUGCUGUGUAUAGAAAGUGUGUCCAGGGAGGAAGGGGAGUGGACUAAAGUACUGCAUCCUUCAGCUCCCACUGGCUCCUAUUGGUCAAAAGUAGUCCUUCCCCAAAACCAUAACCUGGCUGUCCGGAUGGGUGAGACCCCAUGAAAAUGAGGUAAUAACUAAUAAGAACUCAUUACCGCUGUGCAUGUACACAGCAUCCCAGUACUUCAGCUCCCUGCAGCCCUGGGUGGGUGAAAAGACAAAAAACACCUCAGUUCUUUGGAUUAGGUGGCUGGAGUUCAGAAAGGCCUGGGGCCACAGCUCUAGGAAACAGAAGGAUGGGCCAGGACUUCAGCACACCCUUUGUCUCCUUGAAGAUGAUAGGAUUCUAGGUGCUGUUCCCUGACCAUAUGUGAGAGACAAGAACUGGCCAGUGAAAGAUCCAUGUCCCUGGCCACACAGUCUCCAAGCGACCUCAGGAAUCUGCACCCCCCACACCAGCAGUGCCCCAUUGAUAUCACCCCUUAUGAAGGGUCAUCUGUCUUACCUGAGCUGCCUUUGUUCUUCUCAGGGUAUAGAAGGCCUGCAUAUCAUGCUCACAGAUAAGGUUUCUCUCUGUCUCUCCCCCUCUCCCUCUCCCCUUCUCCUCCCCCUCUCUCUCCAGGGCUGGCCACCUCUUACCAGCCUCGGAUGCACUCGGCUUAUCUGUUGCCUCCAACCCCUAUGUUGUCCCCAGUCUCAGACUAAGGAAGGCUGGAACUUAGUCUUGGUGGUUAUAAAUAUUAAGUAAUCAAAUAAAUAACUCUGGGACUCUGAA
Messenger RNA from Grammomys surdaster, 1343 nucleotides. It is a transcript of the gene Dusp23, whose product is annotated as dual specificity phosphatase 23. Gene Ontology annotation, biological process: cilium assembly; protein dephosphorylation. The transcript is spliced from 2 exons. The record is from RefSeq and is a predicted model, not a curated record. NCBI's taxonomy places the organism in Eukaryota, Metazoa, Chordata, Mammalia, Rodentia, Muridae. Bases 58 to 510 code for a protein of 150 amino acids. Gene Ontology annotation, molecular function: protein tyrosine/serine/threonine phosphatase activity.